Molecule: messenger RNA, 477 nt
Organism: Penicillium cataractarum
Lineage: Eukaryota; Fungi; Ascomycota; Eurotiomycetes; Eurotiales; Aspergillaceae
Product: DNA-directed RNA polymerase core subunit RPO26
Exons: 4
Coding region: 1-477 (158 amino acids)
Biological process (GO): DNA-templated transcription
Cellular component (GO): RNA polymerase III complex; RNA polymerase II, core complex; nucleus
Molecular function (GO): DNA binding; DNA-directed RNA polymerase activity
Source: RefSeq, a predicted model, not a curated record
AUGUCGGACUACGGCGGCGACAACGACGCUGAGGAGAACUACGAUUUCGAGCCUCAAGAGGAGGUCUUUGACGAGAACGAGCCCGAGGAUUUCAUCGACCACGAAGGUCUCGAGGGUGACGAUGGUGUCGAAGGCGAAUCGUACGAACCCGCAGUCAACGGCGACAAUGUGGUCGUUUCGGGUGACCCCAAUGCUGGCUACUCGGGCAAGGUGAUGGAACAGUCACGCGAAAAGAAGGUCCCCAAUGACAAGCGCACGACCACUCCUUACUUGACCAAGUACGAGCGCGCGCGUGUGCUCGGCACUCGUGCUCUGCAGAUCAGUAUGAAUGCACCCGUACUCGUCGACCUCGAGGGCGAGACCGAUCCGCUGCAGAUCGCGAUGAAGGAACUGAACCAAAAGAAAAUCCCUCUGAUCGUGCGCCGGUAUCUUCCUGACGGAUGGUACGAGGACUGGUCUUGCGAGGAGCUGCUUUAG